Hansenula anomala is the source of this 1526-nucleotide messenger RNA. RefSeq lists its product as uncharacterized. Gene Ontology annotation, molecular function: sodium:proton antiporter activity. The record is from RefSeq and is a predicted model, not a curated record. The transcript has a single exon. Gene Ontology annotation, cellular component: plasma membrane. Gene Ontology annotation, biological process: proton export across plasma membrane; regulation of membrane potential; sodium ion export across plasma membrane. Bases 1 to 1464 code for a protein of 487 amino acids. NCBI's taxonomy places the organism in Eukaryota, Fungi, Ascomycota, Saccharomycetes, Phaffomycetales, Wickerhamomycetaceae.
AUGGCAGUAUGGGAUCAGCUGGAGGUGGACCAAGCUCAUAAAGCCUACGCUAUCGUGGGUGUGUUUUCCACUAUAUUUUGCUUACUAUCACUGGUUUUGAAAGAGAGGUUGUUUGUUGGCGAAGCAUUUUUGUCAUGUGUCACUGGUAUAAUUGUUGGACCUCACGCUUUGAACUUGAUAAAUCCUUUGGAAUGGACAAAUUCUGAUUAUUUGACUCAGGAGAUUUCAAGAAUCGUGUUGAUUAUACAAAUUUUUGCAGUUUCGGUAGAAUUACCAAAAAAAUAUAUGAAGGUUAAUGUUCGCUCAGUGGUAGUGCUGUUAUUAUUCACUAUGAUUCUUGGUUGGUUGGUCACUGGACUAUUCGCAUGGGUUUUAUUUCCCAAGUUUAGUUUCAUUGAUGGGUUGGCGAUUACUGCUGCUAUUACUGCAACAGAUCCUGUUUUAGCUGCUGCUAUUGUGGGUAAAGGUAAAUUUGGCGAAAGGAUCCCAGCCUCUUUGAGACAUUUGUUAAGUGCUGAAUCUGGAGCUAAUGAUGGGCUGGCGUUUCCAUUUGUUUUAUUAGCCGUUGAUAUCUUGACAAAUAGAGGAAAGCCUGGAGUAAUUGUAAGAGAUUGGUUUUGUAUUGCUAUACUUUAUGAGUGUGUUUUUGGAGUCAUAUUGGGUAUAAUUAUUGGAUAUUCAGGAAGAAAAGCCAUUGAAUUUUGUGAAAAUAAAAAGUUCAUUGACAGGGAAUCACUCUUAAUCUUUUAUAUUCUAUUAUCAUUAAUGUGUACUGGUUUUGGCUCAAUUUUGGGCGUUGAUGACUUAUUAGUUUCAUUUGCAGCUGGUGCAGCAUUUGCUUGGGAUGGUUGGUUUUUUAAAAAGAGCCACGGACAACAUAUAUCUAAUUCUAUUGACCUUCUCUUAAACGUUGGAUAUUUUUUAUACUUUGGAACUAUAAUUCCAUGGCAAGAUUUUAAUAACAAAGAAUUAGGAUUGCACUGGUGGAGACUUGUUACUUUAGGUUUGGUUAUAAUAUUCUUAAGAAGAAUUCCAGCUGCUUUACUCGCUAAACCAUUUGUUCCUGCUAUCAAAACUUGGAAAGAGGCUCUAUUUGUUGGUCAUUUUGGUCCAGUUGGUGUUGGUGGAAUUUUUUGUUCCAUAAUAACCAAAGAUGCAAUUGAAAAGCAUUUAACUCAGGGGGAAGUUCCAAUGAGGGAGAUCAAUUCUAGUGCUCCAUAUUAUAUGGUUUUGAGGUGUAUCUGGCCUAUCGUUUGCUUCAUAGUUGUUACCUCUAUAGUUAUCCAUGGAUUCUCAGUCACGGCUAUGGUAUUCUAUAGUAAAUUCCAGAAUUAUGAUUUUAAAGAAUCAAAAUCGUCAUCUCCUACGAUGGUAUCAUCAGUUGAAAUUACCGAUGAAGAUGGAAACAAAGCUCUCAAUGAACCCACAUCGAACAGUAACUUACAUUUGAGAAGAGUAUGUUAGGUACGAAUGGGGCUCAGUUUUUGAUGUAUAAAAGCACCACAACAACUUUAAUUCUUCAAAAU